Mesorhabditis belari is the source of this 1620-nucleotide messenger RNA. The record is from the annotation of a GenBank genome assembly. Lineage: Eukaryota; Metazoa; Nematoda; Chromadorea; Rhabditida; Rhabditidae.
AUGUUGCAAGAAGAUCCAUACCUUCACCCUCGAUCUCCGUCCAAAGAGCCGGCACCGAUACCCGAGGAUUUCUUCUACAACGACGUCGAAAAUCGAAUCUACGUUAAUCCGGCCCCGUUGACUCCGCCCGUUCCGUUGGACAUCCGAAAUCCGAUUGCAAAGCGUUUGAUGAAAGAGAACGAAGCGAUGAUCGAUCAAGAAAUCCUAAAACAGGCUGCAAAUGCAACUACCGUCCAACAACCGCAGUUCCAGGAUUUGAUCCCACUCAGCUUCGACGAAAAGGAACAUAUCCGAAAAGAAGAACAGAAACGACAGAAUCAAAGAGAGAAAGCCGCGGAAAAAGUUAAAAAGCAAGGCGAAGGAGCCAAACUUGGUGAUGGCAGUUCGAACUCCUCAUCGCAAAGACCCGACGUUGCACGAGGCUCAGCGCAAAGUGGAGCUGGCACAAUUGAUCGAGUAGCCGCUUCAGAUGUGGCGGCUCAAGCAGCCUACAGUCGACUAUUGGCCAAGGAGGAGCCAAAGACGAGCUACUCGCAAAAGAAGAUUCAAAUGCUUGCCAAGCAGGAGCUGGAGAAAGAAAGGCUCGAACGGGAAGCAAUGGAGCAUCAAAUGGGCAAUCUUGGACUUCAACAGGCUUCAACGAUUGAUGAAAAGGAGUUGAAGCACAGCAAUGUUAUUAAGGGAGUCUUCUACACGUGUGAGCUGCUAGGUGAUGAUGUGGCUUUGGAAAAGGAUGAGUUGAACAACGUUCUUCAAGAAUUUCUUCAUGACCAAAUCGCCACUGCCGAGGAGGAUGCUUUGAUUCCGGCUGUGAUCAUGCUCUACACAUUGAACAAAAAGGAUCCACGUCAAACUGCGGUUGAUACGAUUUGCACCUAUUUGAAGAACAUUGCCGAGUUUCCUGAUGAGCCAAAGUAUCGCCGCAUUCGUGUCUCAAACAAGGCGUUCCAGGAUCGAGUCGUGAAGGUGAAAGGCGGAGUGGAAGUGCUGGAUGCCGUGGGUUUCAAAACGGUUCUUGAAGGUGAGCCAACAGAAGCUUUCUUGGUGAUCGGUGCAGAAAUCGCCGUCAACACGGGCACGAUUCUCACCGCAAUGGAUACAAUUCGAGAGGGACAACCAGUGCCCAUCAAAGUGGCACGUGACACCAAGGCUUUCAAAGUUUCUUCAGGUGGAAGUGUGCCACUUCCCCACUUGCCUCCAGACUUUUACGAUCUAACUGCUGCAGAGCUGGUCAAGGAACAACAAUUGCUGAAGGAGCAAACCGAUCGAAUGACUUCUUUGCGCACCCGCGAGAUGAGGGAACGCGAUAGCAGACUUCGCAACUAUCGAUACAAGUACACGUUGAUUCGUGUACGUUUCUCGGACCGCUUUGUGAUUCAGGGCACUUUCGGAGUCUAUGAGCCGGUGCGAGCCCUCAGGGAGUGGGUUGCUGAUCAAAUUGAUCAUCCUGCGAUUCCAUUCACUCUGAAAUGCGCAAAUGAGCCGCUUAACAACGACGAUGUCAUGUUGGGAGAUGCAAAGCUGGCCCCUUGCGCCGUUCUGCAUUUGGAAUGGGAUCAUCCACCAAACGGGCCCUCGCUUAAAGAGAGCUUAUUGUCUAUCGUGCAGCCACUUGAUUCA